AGAUGUAUAGAUGGGCGGAUGGGUAGGAGAAGCCUGCUUAUUUAAAGUGCGACAUAUCUGGGGAAAAUAUAUAUCUUGUUGUUUUAAGAAGAAAAAAAUUAAGAACGUUUUGUGCAUGAUGAACCAGACAUGACUGAACUUAACUCUCACAAAGAGUUGACAUAAAGCUUAUUUCAAUUGGAAUUUUAUUUUAUGGCGGCACCAAAAGUGACAGGUCUCUCUCCAAAAGAAGGGCCACCCGGAACUAAAGUGACUGUGAGAGGAGAGAAUUUGGGCCUAUCAUCACAGGAUGUUAAAAGUUUGACAAUAGGUGGAUUUGAGUGUUUGCUGUAUGUAGAAUGGAAGUCUCCCAGUAAGAUCAUUGUUCGUGCGACUGGGGGCAUUGAGGGAGGCGAUGUUAUUGUUACCACUCGUUCGGGUGGAAGAGGAACGUGUACUGUUCAGUUCCGAUACACCAAAUUGUCUACUGGUCCUACCAAAGAGUUAGCCGUAUGGGUGGACGAAUCCCACAUGCUACGGACAUCCUUUGGUCGGAACAGGCCAACUUCACCAUCUGAACUUCAUCCUAAUGAUCCCUUGGAGCUUUCUGAUGAAGCUAAUGUAGGCCGUUUUCCAGUAGAAGAGUUGCAUGAUACAUUUCCUGAUGGAUCUGGUAAUGUGUUAUCCGAGAACUUUGUUCCCAUGUGGUAUUUGCUAGAGAACCACCAUGGAGCCAGUUUUGACGAUUUGAAGGCUGGACUGACAUGCCUACGAAGAAAAGUUACGCAGCAUCAAGAAGGACCUUUAUCCUUCUUAAAAUCUAAUGUAAUGGCAAUUGUUGAAUGUUUCCAGGUCCUAGAAUCACUCCAAACAGCACAGAAGAAAGAUAAACAAGAAGUUGGUACUGACUUAACUGAGAAAUUAGAGGAGGCUGUUGUUAAAAGCAAGAAGGAAGCAGACUCAUUAUUUGAAGCUGUUCUUGCACGUAAAGACCGAGCUGAUGCCACACGGAAUGCUUUAAGUGCUCUCCAGCGAUUCAAGUUUCUUUUCAAUCUUCCUGCUAGCAUUGAGAGAAACAUCCAGAAGGGUGACUAUGAUGUUGUUAUCAAUGAUUAUGCAAGAGCUAAAUCCCUAUUUCAUAACACAGAAGUGGCCGUAUUUAGGAAGGUGUAUCAGGAAGUGGAACAGAGAGUUGAGAAGUUUCGAGAAAUGUUAAGUGAACGUUUGAAGAAGCUUCCCGCACCUGUAGAUGAACAGAAAAGGUUGAUCAGGUAUCUAGUAAACUUAGAAGUGGCUGGUGACCCUGCUUGGGAUCUGAUGUGCUACAUUCACAACUGGUUACAAGAUAGCAUGAACAGCUGUAAGGAGAAACAUCUUGUCUUAGCCAGUGGAGAAUCUGAAGAGAAUCAAAAUUUAAAUGAUGAUGAUUUAGAAAAUGACAUGCCCCAGGUAAUCAUGUUUGUGGAAGAAGUAGUGUCUUUGUUUGAAACACAUUUUCCUGACUUUUGGAAGUUGGGACAAGCAUACCUUAAUGGAGAACUCUACUCAAGAGAGGUUAAUGACUCAAGAGACAAAAAAGGUGUUCCCAAGAAUACUUCAUUUCAGAGAAUGGCAGUAAAUUGUGCAAUAAAGUUGUGCAACAUGGUGCGUGCAGCAUUACUUAGUCACACACUUAAGACACAGUCAGUACAACAAAGUCAGUUCUUAGGUAACUGGUCCCAGCUUCAAGCAGCUGAAGUCCUCAUAGCCUGGCUUCCACACAGCAUUAGGUGUAUCAGAGAGUGCUACUCCAGUUUACUGAAGUUGGAUCUACCUCAGGAAGUAUUGAAGCUCGUCCAGCAACUUCUUUUUGAUCUUCGUGUUCAUUCUCUGACUUGUCUUUUCACCCAAGCUGCAGAAGAUGUACGAAACUUUGAUGUCAGAGAGACGUGGAUUGUAGAAAUGGAUGAUCAGAAUGGUGGCACAACACAGUUGCCGCUUUUGUUUGAAAAUCGUGUGGUUGAGACUUUGCAGUUGGUGAGAGAGAUAGUUUUAAAGUCAGGCCAUCAGGAACAAGAGGUGUUCAGCCAAAUUAAUGUUCAGGCUACUUUGAAACAACUGACUCAGUCUUUACUACAUGCUUUUGUACAAGCAUUACGGAAGCUAGCCAACUCUGACCAGAAAACUGAAAUGUAUAAAGAGUAUUCGAAAGGACAACCAUCUGUUCUCUUGGAACAAGGUGGUGAUAAUAAUCACCAGCCACCACCACCACUAGUAAGAAUUAUCUUUUGUGCAAGUAAUAACGGAGCACAAACCAAGUUCAGGGAUCUGGAAAGAACACUAUCGGAUACAUACUUAGAGAGGAAAUGUGGUCCACUUGUGGGAAAGAUAGAGCCUAGCAUGUACAUUGGCCAAUUUGAUUGGACUUCAUUACCACUACCUACAGGUGUCAGUCUGUAUGUGAAAGAAACACUAAUGAACAUGAUUGAAAUCCAUGCAGAGGUGUUUGCUGUAUCUCCACCAUUUGUUAGCAAAGUCAUGACAAGGAUAGUGGAGGCAGUGGCUGAAGAGAUGGCCCGUCUCUAUGAGUGUGUUCACAAAUUUAGUCCGAAUGGUAACGUGCAG
This is a messenger RNA of Limulus polyphemus (Atlantic horseshoe crab), 2583 nucleotides long. It is a transcript of the gene Sec5, whose product is annotated as exocyst complex component 2-like. Gene Ontology annotation, cellular component: exocyst. The record is from RefSeq and is a predicted model, not a curated record. The annotation marks the transcript as partial. The transcript is spliced from 22 exons. NCBI's taxonomy places the organism in Eukaryota, Metazoa, Arthropoda, Merostomata, Xiphosura, Limulidae. Gene Ontology annotation, biological process: Golgi to plasma membrane transport; exocytosis.